GGGGUGUGAGGGAGAACCAGCGAGGCUCAGCCAGAGGUCACUUGUCUUCUCGCCUUGUCUCUUGCCUUGUGAGCUGCGUUAGUGUCUCGUUGGUUAAAGCCAUCGAUCUCCUCGUGAUCCCAGCAACGAGCCCAAGAGGCCCUGACUGACUGACUCGCCCACACACUCGCUCUCUCUCUCGCUCACUCUACCGAGCCAGGGUUUGGACCUGAAGUCAACCCCCAGGAUGGAGCUGAACGAGUCCUACAGUAACCUGACCUGCCACCCCGCGGUUAUCGAGUACCGCUACUUUGGGGCCCUGCUGGGCAUCUUGGUGACGGCCGUGGGCACCGUGGGCAACAUCAUGACCCUCUUGGCCUUCGCCACGGACAAGAAGAUAAGGACCAGGUUCAACCUCCUGAUCCUCAACCUGACCCUGGCCGACCUGUGCUACUGCACCUUCCUCCAACCCGUCACCGUGGACACCUUCAUCCACUUCACCUGGAGGCAGGGGGACCUCAUGUGCAGGGUCUUUGGGCUCUUCCUCUUCGUGGCAAACUCCGUCUCCAUCUUCAACCUGGUCCUCAUCGCCAUGAGCAGAUACAUCCUCAUCUCCGACCCCAAGCGCUUUGACCGGGUCUACUCCAGAUACACCAUGCCCCUCUUCAUGUUGGGGCCAUGGGCUCUGGGCUUCUCCCUGUUUGGGCCUCUUUGGAACAUCUAUGUCUUCCUGCCCCCGGUCUGCACCUGUAGCUUCCACCGGAGCAGGGGGAGACCCUAUACCUCCAUCCUCAUGUUCCUCAUGUUCGGUCUCGGGCUGAGCUCCAUUGGGAUCUUCUACUUCCUGAUCAACAGGAAGGUCAAGGCUGCCUCCAAGGCCUUGGAGGAAUACAGAAUCAAGAGCCAGACUCAACCCAACAAGAACAAGCGAAGGAAAUCGCAGAUUGUGACGGUGAUGGCUGAGCUCUCUCAGACCGACAGUGGGGUGGACUCAGCUGUCUCCCAAAGCGCCAGCGAGUCGCAGAACACUCAGGAGUUCAACACAGAUGACGAGACCGGCUACGGACCUCAGGCUCCGGAGUCCAAAGGCUCGGACAAGGUCAACGCUUACCAGAGCAGGAAGAACCACAACAAUGAGUUCAAACGAGUCACCAGGAUGUGCUUUGCCAUGUUUGUGGUCUAUGUGACCUGCUACCUCCCCUUCUGCCUGAUGCACAUCGCCGACCGCAGGGAGAGAGCCCCCAUCUUGGCCCACAUGAUCGCUGGUAACUUCACUUGGUUGAACAGCUGCAUCAACCCCAUCCUGUACGUGGUGAUGAACAGGCAGUUCAGGGAGGCCUACAAGGGGGUCCUCACCAAAGCCGCCAACGGGUUCCGGAGAUUGUUGGGCCUGAGGAGGGAUUAGGGGGAGGGGGGAGUGUGGGGGUCACCCCCCAAAACACACUGUAACUAACGUCUGAAAUUCCAUCUCCUCUUAGACUUGUAAAACUAUUGCUACCUCUUUGAACGCUCCUUUCCUCCCCCCCACUCUCCCCUACCCCCCCAU
Molecule: messenger RNA, 1525 nt
Organism: Callorhinchus milii (elephant shark)
Lineage: Eukaryota; Metazoa; Chordata; Chondrichthyes; Chimaeriformes; Callorhinchidae
Product: G-protein coupled receptor 84-like
Exons: 1
Coding region: 227-1384 (385 amino acids)
Biological process (GO): neuropeptide signaling pathway
Cellular component (GO): membrane
Molecular function (GO): urotensin II receptor activity
Source: RefSeq, a predicted model, not a curated record